Molecule: messenger RNA, 1712 nt
Organism: Stereum hirsutum FP-91666 SS1
Lineage: Eukaryota; Fungi; Basidiomycota; Agaricomycetes; Russulales; Stereaceae
Product: phosphatases II
Exons: 2
Coding region: 280-1200 (306 amino acids)
Biological process (GO): protein dephosphorylation
Cellular component (GO): cytoplasm
Molecular function (GO): protein tyrosine/serine/threonine phosphatase activity
Source: RefSeq, a predicted model, not a curated record
CUUAGCGGGCUUGCGGCGCUGAGGAGUGUCCAGGUGGUGGCGGAAGGAGGAUCGAUGGCUGCGAACAGUUGACCGUUGCGGGAGCGGUGGAUGGUGGGUUAGGGUUCGGAGAAUGUGCGAUCGGGCGUCGAUCUUGGGAGUUGGACGAAUGAGGGAGCGGUCGGCUGCUCAACCUCCUGCUCCUCGUUUCUUUCUUUGCCACCGCCUAGACCACCGACCGCAUCCCUAUAAACACCGUCUGCUCACAGCCGACUCCUCCACUCCUACAUCUCGCCCACCAUGAUCAGCUUCUCCAACGUCUCGCCAGAUAUCGCACAGGCCAUGUGCACCCCAAUGCACCUCAUUCUCCCCGCUGGAUCGUCCUCGCCGUCGUCUCCAACAACACGCAGCUCUUCGAGACCUGCACUUUCUUCAUCUCAAUCACAAUCAUAUAUUCAACCACCAGGCUACGGAGCACUAUGGCUCGGUUCUGUCUCUGCCGUUCUCGACUCGUCGCAUCUACGGGAAGCCAACAUUCGCCACCUUGUGCAGGUGCUUGACGUACCAUGGCUCCCUCCGUUGGAAAAGGAGGGAUACGAAACUUACCGCAUGGACAUUCUCGACCUGGAGAGCGAGAACCUCCGCCCUCACCUCGAGGAUGUCGUCGAGGACAUCGACAAGGCUUUGCGUAGGGGCAAGAACGUGCUCGUUCAUUGUCAGCAGGGUGUUUCCCGCUCCGCCGCGAUCGUUAUCGCCUUUCUCAUCCGGAAACAUAACAUGUCUUACGAGUCCGCCUCGGCCUUCGUCAAGCAACGUCGACCGUGCAUUAAGCCCAACGCAGGCUUCGUCCGAUGUCUCAAAGAAUGGGAAGAUCGAUGGCGACCCGCACCGUCUCGCCAACCCUCCUCUUCCGCCACUUCUCCCUCUUCUCCUUCUAGCCCUACCCACCGUCCGGGCCUACAACAGCUCCACACUGCGCACCCAAUAGCGCACCAACCGAUGACGAUGCACCAGCCUUUGCAGCUGUCCCCGGGUCCGCACCCUUCACAGCCGCCGGUCGCGAUGAAGUUGAAGUUGCCAAUGGCCAGAGUGAGGAGCGCUGCACCCGUGCGCGACGGAAGGACGGACAUGGUGGCGAGGAAGCCGAGUUUGGGAGUAAGACCGGAGAUGGCGAGGUCGCAGAGUCACCAGGCCGUUACGAGUCCCAGCCGGGCGAUGUGAGGCUACCGUAUCAUCCACACCUUCGUAUCGCACGUCCAACCAGUUUGCUGCCUAUCUCAUUUGUCGUUUGUGAUCAUGGACACCUAUCUCUCCGUCUCUCGGCUUGCGACAUGCAUGGGGGUGGUGUAUUCUCGGCGAAUUCGUCUCUUGGUCUCUGUUCUCCCUUCCUUCAGGGUUGAUGGUCGCUUGUAUCUUUGGUCUUCCUCCUCGUUUCUUCGACUGCGUUGACCGUGUUCUUAGGGCUUUAUGGUUUCUCCCCCGUCUUCGUCUCGUCCGCGAACGUUUACAGGGCCUAUUUACGGGACUUUGGGGUAACUGUACUUAGACGUUGGGUCUAUCGGCGUACAUACAUACAAAAUACAUACAUUCCAUACACAUAUACAUAAGUACACGUAUUGCCACACUUAUUAUUGCAUCUCAUCUGCAUAUCACACACAUUAUUGUAUAACCUCACGAAAACAGCUUUGUAUCACUGGGUCUCUCCUAUUUCUCCCUCUCUGUCUCUUUGUCGG